AUGAGACCCUUCGUCUGGCCGAAAUGCCAAAACCCCUCUCAACUGAUCGGCUAUGCCGGCUUUGCAAGAGCCUGCAGGGUUAACGUGGGUUUCAAUUCAGCCGGCAGUGGCGAAAGGGUUUGGACUGCUGCUCCGACAGAGGAGUAUCAUGAUUCUCAACCGGUGCAUGUUAUGCGCGAGUUGGCGACGCCGUUAGCUCCCCUCAUGAUUCUCCUCGCCUGCUUCGAGGAACCAAUUGACUUCGUCGGCAAGUUCGGGCUACGCAUGGAGGAUCAGAUGAACAGGCGGCAGGUGCUCCGUAAAGAAACCAGUCUAAGACCAGGCAACGCACAGGGAUGGGGCCGCCUCAACCUCUUUUCGGUUUCCGAAUUGGCGUACGGAGAAGGACGCCACAGCAGCUGUAUCAAGGGAAGCCUCAAGUCUGCGUUCUGGAUAGCACAUUGGACAGUUACGACCUCAAGGUUUCGGGCCUGGUUUGCCUCGGUGUCAAGGUUCGAUAUGGUUUUGGCGGUCGAGAAGUUGGUGUCAACGCACGUCAAAGUCUUUCGGCCGCACUUUGGACUGCGGCAUGUUGCCAACGCUAUUUUUUAUUACUAA
Molecule: messenger RNA, 597 nt
Organism: Metarhizium album ARSEF 1941
Lineage: Eukaryota; Fungi; Ascomycota; Sordariomycetes; Hypocreales; Clavicipitaceae
Exons: 1
Coding region: 1-597 (198 amino acids)
Source: RefSeq, a predicted model, not a curated record